AUGUCGACAGCCUCCGGAACUGACUCGUACCAGACGGUCACUGACCAGUCAGAAAGUGACGACGACGACCCCAACACCUGGGGUCAGAAGUCACAGAGGCGAGGCUGCAGGUGUCCACCCUUCUGCACUGCCAGUCGGGUUUGCCAUGUCUGCUACAUAUGCCAGCUUUGCUUGUACUUACUUGUCUUCCCGCUCUGGACGAAGUGGCUGGUAACCAGCCCGAUGCCAACCCGGUAUUGGCACCAGGACUUCCCCGACUGGCCCGUGAUCUCCUCGGCUGCGGGUCGGUCCAUCGCCCUGGAAGCGCCGGCAAGAGCCAUCGACAUGACGCCCUUGCCAAUGGACUCGCGCAGCUGCAACUAUUCCUGCUUGUCAAGCGUUGCUGCCUCCGACACCGCUUCGGUUGGCUUUCAGGUUGGUCUCACGUUGAAUGACCCGGAGUUGAUCAAGCAGAAGGUCUAUGCAGUGUAUCCGGUUCUUCUAGCAUCUGAAAACUUUCGCGACUGGUGGGUCGCUGCCGACAAGAGACAUGCCCAUCCAACUCCGUUCUGGAGAUCACGAACAGCUGCCGAGAUGGGCCUUUACACCUACGUGUCUGAGGCAUGCACCAAGCCACCGGAGAAGCGGACGGACAUGUCAGAGGUCCUUGGAGGUGUCUACAUCCUCGCAUGCGUCACGUGGAGUCCCGACAGCUUCAAGAAGCUCUCAGCUGCCACGACACUGACCAUGGAUGAAGUCGGCUCCUUCUGUAGCUCAGCGGGCGGCGUGUGUGGAUGGAGCUGCGGGGCGGAGGUGCCCUCGGAGCGUCUCCCGGGCUGCGUGGACCACCGCAUUGCCAUGACCUCCGACAGCGUUGCAGGGCUCUUCGUCUCCGAUGCAAAUUUCAAGGGCAAGGUCGAGAUCCAGGAAUGCUCGCAGGGAAAAUGGGAUCAUGGUUCGUGCAUGACCACGCCGAACAACUUUCAGCACUGGCAGUGUCAGGAGUGCCGCUACGACCCAAAUCCUGUUGGAAGUGACAUGGACAUCGGGUUGGAUGACUCCGCAGAGCGUGAACGCAUCUACACCUCGCUGCCACGCUUUAAAGUUAUGCUCACCGACGUGGAAUCUCCGGAUGGAGAUGUGUUCAACCAACCACGGAUUUUCCUCUUGAGCUCAACGGUCAAGCAGACCGGCAUCUGGAAGAAGUUGUACAUGCCAGACACGGGCAAGUUCACUCUUCCCGAGCCGGUCGCAACUCCCACGAAGUCGCCUGAUGAUAUGGAAGAUGAGGACGGUUCCACCGUUACCGAGGCUUACACGAAGCAGGCUAUGGUGUUGAUGGAACCAAGUCGUUUGAACAUUGAUCCGGAUUGGUGCUUCGGACAGCAAGGACCCUUGUACCUCGUGGCCUGUGCCGUGAAUGCCAGCCUUUACGAGGAUCCGAAUUUCGAGAACUUUACCCAAGGCCAGCGAGUGGCUCCGCCGCCCUUCAACGACCGCUGCGUGGCCGUGUCGGGGCGAUGUGGCGGCGCGUGCCAGUCGUGGGACACGGAGGAUCUGAAAAGUUGCACUGACGACGGCUACAUUGUACAGUCUGCACUGGUGCAGCAUAUUCCUCCGCAGAAGAACGAAGAGAUGGCGGUUUGGGUGUUUGCUUUCCUGCUACUGCUGGGCUUUGCGGUGAAGGUGGGAGUGCUCUGCCCCGGCAUCUUCCGAUCCUACAAACACUACCGCAGGUACGAUCCGGAGCUGACCCAGCAGCUGCGCUACAUCGUUGUGGCUGUGACUACAAAAGACGAGCCUCCCAGCAUCGUCCUGCGGAGCUUGAUCGGUGCCGUCAGUGCGUUGCCGUCCGACUGUGCUUGCCGAUACCAUGUUGCGCUUCUUGAUGAAGGCCACCGCGCGCAGCAGAAGGUGCUUUGGACGAAGAUCUGCGAGAUUUUGCAGGCCAUCCCAUCAGGAUCCGGCUUUCAGUCCUACGAAGAGAGCGUGCGGCAAUUCUUCCAUGUUUGGGUCGAAGAGACCAACAAGAUGACAUUUGAAGACCUGCGACGCAGCUUUUACGGAGACAAGUCGCAGGCUACCCUAGACAAGCUCAGCGGGGAGGAAGUGCUAAAGAAGCUUCGGAAAGCGUGGGGCUGGCAGCGAGUCAGCUGUACCGCGCUGGAAUCCGCACUAGCUUCCCUCAAAGACGAGCUCCUUGCUCCAGGGCCACACAAGAACAAGUCCUAUUUGGAUGACCUGGUGGACUGGAUGCCAGCAGACGAAAACAGCAUCGCCCUGCGCCUGCACUACCUGGCCAGGGCGAGUCCUCCGGAGGAUGAACGCACCUUGAAGACGCAGCAUGUGGCUCCCGGAACGUGGUACUAUGAGGUUCCACAGGGCACUGGAAACGACCAGUGGCUGGCUUGCCGGUCUAAAGCCAUGCAGAUGCUGCAUGGUCUCGAGGAGGUAGAUACCAGCAAGCUGCAGAUCGCACUGCGUCCCAGUCGCGGGAAACCAGGCGGUCUGAACUUCGCCGCCAAUUAUUUUUUUGUUUAUGCUGGCCGAGCCCGGAAUCUUUACGGUGAUGACCGGGACUUGCAGCCGGCCCUGUUCAGUGUCUGCGAUGCACGGCAUCAGUUUCAGACGGACUUUUACCAUUCUACGAUUCCGUACUUCUUUGACCUCUACGCAAACCUGAGCAGGAACGUUCGCUUUUGCCAGUGCCCGAAAUAUUUUCCGCAUGUACAGGAUCGGGCCGAUUAUUUAGACAACAACGAUGCCCAGUAUUUCCGCUUGAAUUGCAUGAUCCACAACUGCUGCGGUGGCGUCAGCGCCAGCAGCACCAACAGCACGUGGCUUUUAAAUCGCAAAGAGCCGGAAGAACACGAUGCUCUCAUCUGGGAGCUGGAGAAAUCUCGAGUUCGCGACCGGCGGACCAAGCGAAAACAUAAGGAGUACAUUGAAUUUCUCACUUUCCCCGAGAACUGUGCUGCAGAAGAUGCCGCCCUCAGCUUAAAACAGAUGGUGGGAGGCAACCGAUCCCACUUCAUUAGCAGGCGGCUGUCCUAUGGCCUUGCGCUGACUCCAGAGGAACAUCUGAUUGCGGUGCAGAAGAGUAUUCAGGCUAACUUUGUCCUCUCGCUCCAGAGCUUCUUCCGCUGUCAAUCAGGUUUGGUGUCCCUUUGGACGACGUUCCUCGCUUUUGCUUGCUUCCUGACGUCGCUUUUUUGGCUUGUGACAAAGGCCGACCUCGAAUGGGAGGUCGUGAAUUGGGGUUGGCUUCCCAAGGAUGCCUACAGAACGGUCAUGCAGCCGGUCAGGAGCUGGAGCCAAGACGCCGCAGAGGUUUUGAACCGCUUCGUUGGCUACGACGAGGAAUGGCUCCAGAGCUUCAUCGUUAUCACGCUACAAAUUGCAGUUUGGGUGGCGAGUUUGGGAGCAUGGCUCCUACUGAUCGCCGUCGUUACGCAGACUUGCAAGGUGAUUCAGCGAUGCUGCUUGAACUGCGGAUCGAUCUGGCCCGAUGAAAUGAGAUGGUGGGGCAGGCUGCUUAUCCUGGUAUCCAACCUCUCGCACUUCCUUUGGUGUUGGGUGCCUUUCUUCUGGAUAGGCUUCAACUUCUACAAUGUUUUCAGCGGCAGAGAUUUCCAUUAUCCGCCACUCUUAAUGUUUGUCUUCACGCUCCUGCUUCAGGUCCUGAAUUGGGGCCUUAUCGGUGCCAGCUGCAUGCGCCAUUCUCUGGAAGCAAGCAUGGAGGCGAACGAGGUCGCCAUGCUGACCAUUGACAACAUCUGGAGGUCUACGCAGAGAUACUAUAUCACUGCCCCGCUGGUGAUUUACUCGAUGGUGGAGGGCCUUCAAGAUUUGAUGAACUUCCAGCUCUAUGGCCAGGACGUGACAGUUAAUGAGGCAUCGGGAAAGAUCGCUGUCCACCUAGUGAAAUACUGGACCCUCUUGCUGGAGAUCCUUGCGAUAGCUGCCUGGAUCUGCUUUUACAACGUCAAGCCGACGCAAGAUGAAGGCGGGCUGUCCUCGCUGAUCAUCGUGACGGUCAUUGCGCUGGAUGUGCUGCAUCCCUGCGCUUAUCUCUGGGUCGGCGAGACGAAAAUGACGCCGGCAAAGGCGAAUUCUCUCUCUUGGUACCAGGCAUUGACGACUUGGGAAUGGUGGGAGCGUCUGAUUCAUGAUUUGGUCCUGAAUGAGCUAGUUACCGGCGUAUUGAAGUGGCUGGGACCUGCAUGGAUGAUUGCCAUGCCUUUGCUGACGCUGUUGAUGCCGUACAUUGGGGUGAACCAAGCCUUCAUGCUGGUUGCCACUGUGCAAAAUCGUUGA
Messenger RNA from Symbiodinium sp. CCMP2456, 4296 nucleotides. Lineage: Eukaryota; Dinophyceae; Suessiales; Symbiodiniaceae. The record is from the annotation of a GenBank genome assembly.